GAGUUGUCACGAAGCAGGACGGGAGUGGCCGUGCGAGUUCCCCUUCGCGCCUCUUCUGGCGAUGACGGCACGUUUUGGCUUUGACACCUUCCUGUCUUGCUGUUGCCUCGGAGCGCUUCAGUGCAGUCACACGAUGGACUGGCUCACUUCGACGGCAAUUUUCAUGACGGUGUCUCUUGCCGGUGGCAGGAGCCUUCACCACACCAUAUAUGGAGCGACAUGCCGCAACGACACAAUUGGUUCUUGUUUUCUUCUCCGCAGUGUUGAAAAGUACACUUGGUUUCAAUAUUGACCCCGUGGCUUGGAAGACCUUGAGGAACCCCGCGGAAAGUUUCGGAUACCAGAUCGUGCAAAGACAAGCCAACUUGCUGGUCAGCGCACCCCUUGAUCAGGAUUCACAAGACAGAAGAGGGACAAUCUGGAAAUGCUCCACGGAGUCCUGCACCGCGCUGCCAAUUUCAGUGCCCGAUUUUGCCGUCAACAUGUCUCUCGGUUUGACCAUGACACUGGAUCCGUCCACGGGAGCCGCCAUGGCAUGCGGUCCGACCAUCCCCAAAGACUGUGGAAGCAUCACCAUGUACAACGGCGCGUGCUUGCAGAUCGACCGUAUGGAUGGCGUCGGAGCUCCCCUGCCGCCUUCUCUGGACGUGUGCAAAAAUCAAGCUGACAUCGCAUUUCUCCUGGACGGCUCGGGGAGUGUGGCCGCGGAAAGUUUUAGACAAAUGAAGACGUUUGUCAGUAAUCUCAUUGGCUCCUUUUUGGACAAAGAUUCCCAGUUUGCUGUCGUCCAAUUCUCCAACAAUCCCACCAUCCAUAAUUAUUUUUAUAACUUCAACGUUAACAGCUGGAGAAAUUAUAUUAAUGGAAUCAAACAGAUCAGAGGAGGGACAAACACAGCCAGAGCCAUCCAAAGCGUUGUGGACCAUGUAUUUGUGGCAAGCAGAGGUUCCAGGCCCAAUGUGAAGAAGAUUCUAAUCGUCAUUACAGACGGAGAAUCUGGCGACCAUCACAACUUGCCGUCGGCGCUAACUGCAGCCGAAAGGAAAAACAUCGGUCGAUUUGCCAUCGGAGUGGGCCGUGCGUUUAAGAAUGAGAAUGCGAAGCAGGAGCUGAACGCCAUCGCAUCUUCUCCCUCAGCAAAGCAUGUCUUUCAAGUGGAGAACUUUGCCGCGCUCGAGGCAAUACGGGAGACUUUGCAGGACAGCAUCUUCGCUAUUGAAGGCUCGCAAUCGAGCGGCGAGACCCUCAAACUGGAGAUGGCUCAGCAGGGAUUCAGCGCCGCCUACGUGCCCGGGGGAAUACAGAUCGCGGCUGUCGGGGCCAACGAAUGGAGAGGAGGCUUCCAAACGUACACCGACCAGGGAGCAAGCGCCUAUUUGCCCAUGAGCAUUGCGCCGGACAGCUAUCUCGGCUAUUCGCUAACAGUUGCCCAAACACGCAACGCGAGGUUGACGGUCGUCGGUGCUCCGAGGUAUCUACACAGAGGAGUUGUGAUGGUGAUUUCCCAAAACAGGCUUGAACAAACGAUAGACCCCUUCCAAUGGCAGUAUCAGAUCGGGGAAUAUUUCGGAGCGGUGGUCUGCGCCAUGGACGUGAACGGGGACGCAAGCACGGAUGUCAUCCUCAUCUCUGCCCCCAUGUUUGCGGAGGAGGAUCGAGAGGGGAGGGUUUACGCUUGCACCAUGAUUGGUUUGAAAGUCGAGUGUCGGUUCGACUCUCCGGUCGUCCUCCGAGGAGUGCGGUCGCCCAGAGCGCGUUUUGGCUCCUCCCUCGCCAUACUGCCCGACCUCAACUCGGACGGACUCAACGACUUGGCGGUCGGGGCGCCGUUGGAGGAUGACGGACAAGGCGCCGUCUACGUAUUUCAUAGCGAGCGAACGGGGAUCUCGACUACUUUCUCACAGAGGAUCGCUGGCUCAGAGUUGCGGUCGGGACUCAGGUUCUUCGGCAUGUCCAUUAGCCAGUCCUCUGCGGACCUCAGCGGGGACAACCUGCCCGACUUUGCUGUGGGUUCGAAAGGAACCGUCACCUUACUCAGAUCCAAGCCCAUCGUCACGGUGGAAAGCAUGCUGUCCUAUGCACCGAUACAGGUCUCGACGAAAAACGCCGACUGUAACAAGCCAAAGAACUUUGUGGCAGAGAUCUGCUUUGUGAUGAUCGCACUCUCCAGCGUGCCAACAGCCAAGGCCAGAGUUAAUUACACUCUGACGCUGGAUGCGACCCGCAAGGCGCCCAACAACCGAGGUUACAUCAGUGAGGACAACAGAGAAAAAAGCGGGACCCGCAUUCUGGAUUUGGCAGCGGCACAAUGUUUCAAUGUCAACUUCUUCAUCGAGCCCUGCCCGGAAGACGCCUUGAAUCCGCUCUACAAUGAGCUCAGAUUCACUUUUGAAGGCUUGCCCGCCGCCGCCAACGCCCUGAGCCCCAGUCUGGCCGCCCAGGCCCAGACGGCCAACAUUCAUCCGUUGGCCUUUGAGAUCAACUGCGGCCUCGACAAACAAUGUGUGGAUAACCUCCAGCUGGACUUCAAUUUUAGCAGAUCGUCGGAGGUCCGAGUGGGCAUUGACGAACUCUUGAACGUCACCGUAUCUGUGGAGAACCUGGGGGAAGACGCGUACAACGCCCUCGUUGUUCUUACGUACCCGGCCGAGUUCUCCUUCAGGAAGUUUGCCGUCUUGCAGGGCCGAAUUGAGUGCAACUCCUUGGACAGCGAAAGUGGCCUAUCUCGGGGAAAGACAGAUUGCACCGUUGACAAGCCCAUUCUCAGAAGCAACACAUCGGCCGUCUUUGUGGUGUCGUACGGCAUCGAAACCAACAGCCGACUGGACUCCAGAAUUUCGGUCACAGCAAACGCAACAAGCAGUAACCAGCGGCACUCGGCUUUAAGCCAACUUUACAAAGAGAAAGACAUUGGCGUCAAGUACAGCAUUUUUGUCACGAUGGAAAGUUCCCUAAGCUACGUCAAUUUCACCUUUGGAAAGAAUGACGUGCAGAAAACGGUCGAGCAAACCGUUCUGGUUUCCAACAACGUCCGAGCCUUUCAUGUCACAGUGGUGAUCAGGGUGCCCGUGAAGCUUGGCGAAAAGGACAUCUGGGCCAAUCUGAGCUCUUUGCAGAUUCCAGACUGUCAGUACAGCAACGACGAACAAGCCAAUGUCUCCGAUUGGCGUGGUCACCUGCAAAAAAAUAAGAUUUUGGACUGCUCGGUGGCCACAUGCAGGGUGUUCAAGUGUCCUCGCUUUAUGGGAAGGCUGGAGGGCAAACGGUACAAAAUAUCAGCCAAUAUGAGUUCGGCUUGGAUCCAGCAGAUCGGACUCGACAGGGCCAAGUUCAUCUUGACCACCACGGCCAGUCUGGAGUAUGACGAGAACCAGUAUAUCUUCUUUUCGCCAUCAUCUAAUAACGACCCUCCGGCACGCAAGAUUGAGACAGAGGUGGAAGUGUACCCUCAACCGGACUUCACCAAAGAGAUUGUUGGCGGUUCCUUAGGCGGGCUGGCUAUCCUGGUUCUCCUCUCAGUUGUCCUUUAUAAGGCUGGAUUUUUCAAAAGUAAAUACAAGGAAAUGAUUAACGAUGCCGACGGUGCAGACACAGGCGGCCCGGUGCAUGACGAGCGCGCACUCACGCAGUAGUAACAAAAUUGCUGCCCUUUUUU
Molecule: messenger RNA, 3655 nt
Organism: Hippocampus comes (tiger tail seahorse)
Lineage: Eukaryota; Metazoa; Chordata; Actinopteri; Syngnathiformes; Syngnathidae
Product: integrin alpha-M-like
Exons: 30
Coding region: 210-3632 (1140 amino acids)
Biological process (GO): cell-matrix adhesion; cell-cell adhesion; integrin-mediated signaling pathway
Cellular component (GO): external side of plasma membrane; integrin complex
Molecular function (GO): integrin binding
Source: RefSeq, a predicted model, not a curated record